Messenger RNA from Clarias gariepinus (North African catfish), 2227 nucleotides. It is a transcript of the gene lrrc3ca, whose product is annotated as leucine rich repeat containing 3Ca. NCBI's taxonomy places the organism in Eukaryota, Metazoa, Chordata, Actinopteri, Siluriformes, Clariidae. The transcript has 2 exons. Gene Ontology annotation, molecular function: protein binding. Gene Ontology annotation, cellular component: plasma membrane. Bases 258 to 1058 code for a protein of 266 amino acids. The record is from RefSeq and is a predicted model, not a curated record.
GCUUCCUUGAGCACGCGCGCGACGCAUUAGUCGGGGAUUCUCAGCACGAGCGCUGCAUCGCUCUCGCUCUCUCUCGCACGCAGGCACGCACGCACGCACGCGCGCGCACGUUCUCUCGCGCGUGCAGUUCUCGCGCCUGUGUCGCGCUCCACGAAGUGCAGGUGUGAAGGGGAAGUUUCCACCGAGAACCACGUGACUGUGACACCUCCUCCUGAUCCACGGAAAGUUCUCUGAAGGGAGUAUGCCCCCAUUUCACCAUGUCGCUGCCGUCCUGUUGGCUACUCCGGCACUCCAUGGUCAUGUGCUUGCUGCUCCACAGCUUGGUCUUGAUGACGCUCUGCUUCCACCAUGCAGCCACCUCCUGUUCAAAGCGUUGCUAUUGCUCCGAGAGCGAGGGUCUGUCUGGGGGCAAGACCAUGCGCUGCAGCAACCUGCGCCUCACCGAGAUCCCACGGGACAUCCCCAAUGACACGCGGCGCCUCUACCUCGACUACAACCUGCUUACCAGUGUUCCUGCCAAUGCCUUUCAAGAUCUUCCUCUGCUGGCUGAACUCGAUCUGUCCCACAAUGAUCUGGCACUGCUCGAGCCUGGAGCUUUCCGGGGCCUGGCUGCAUCGUUGCUAUUCCUGGAUCUGUCCUCCAACCAGCUGGCGACACUGGACCCCGAGGCUUUCGAAGGGGUGAGGGCUCGAUCCAAUCUGACUGGUAAUCCCUGGCACUGUGACUGCCGGCUACAGAUGGCACUUCCACGUCUAGAUCUGGAGCCUGUGUCUCUCACCGGCAUUGUUUGCCAAACAUCAGAGCCUGAGGAUUCGGGUGCUCAAGGUGUGCCCUUUCUGCUGGCCAAAGACUUGGACCUAUGCGUGGUGCUUAAAAAGACCACAGACGUGGCCAUGCUGGUGACCAUGUUUGCAUGGUUCACCAUGGUCAUCUCCUACCUGGUCUACUAUGUGCGGCAUAACCAAGAAGAUGCCAGGCGCCACCUGGAGUAUCUCAAGUCUCUGCCCAGCAGGCAGGGUAAGUCUGAGGAGUCUUCCACCAUUAGCACUGUGGUUUGACAGCAGACCAUUGCUAAAGGGAGAAGGUUCUCAGGCAAGCAAAAGCCAACAGGCAUGCUCAGAGUCUAACUGGGUAGGGGGACCAGGAACUGGAUUAUUAGUAUGGAAAUAACAAGCUUGGUGGACUGCAGCAAACAUCAAAGUGGUGGAACAUCAAAGUAUUAACCAGCCUUUAGAAACAAAUACGGUGACUUAGCAGGCCAGAAACUUCCUGCCGCAAGACUUCCGUUUCAAGGCAAAAACCAACCGUCCUCGGGGAGCCUACAUGCCAGCAUAGCAAAAGAAUCGCAGGGGUCAUCUAAUCUUAUCCAGAUAAAUAAUUGAUCCAGGACCGGCCGGGCUCCAAGUCUGCACUGGCUGAGUGGUUUAUCUGCUCUUGAAGAAGGACAAGUUUUUACUUUCCUUUGCAUUACUCUAGUUAUUUUUUUAAAGGAUUCCCAUUUAUUUGCAGGAGCAUGUAGCAUAAAGAAAGCACUCUCUUCCAUUACGAUGUUUAGCUCUCCAGACUGCUUUCGGUUUUAAAUAACAGAGCCACGCAUAAGAUUCCAGAUAAAUGGUUAGUAAACGUCAGCUUCGGUCAGCUCUGAUGUGAACGUUUCGGUCACCAGCUGGUCCGGCAUUUCCGAUUCUUUCAGGGGAAAUUACCACAAGAGCAAAACACUGUAUUUUUUUAACAUUUAAUGACAAAAUAUACAUUACAUCGAUCACAUUAAAUGCAGUAUUUGAUUUUAUUGUUCACAGUCAUGGUCCUGGAAUUUCCUUGUUCUGAAUAUUCGGGUAUUUUUCCUGGUAUUAAUUUAAAUAAUUCAAACCAAACACUAACACUGUAUGUUUAUAUCCGAAGCCUGGAUCUCAUCUCGAAUGCCUCACAGCUCUAAUAUCCAAACCUGAUCUUGGGUUACAGUCAGAUUCUCUGGUUUCCUCCUUAUUCUUAAAAACAUACCUACAAGUGGAUUUGCUAUGAUAAACUGCAUUCAUUCUUGUCCAAUGCAUGAGUAAGUGUGUGUAUGUAUGUGUGUGUGUGUGUUCAUGCUGUCUUGUAAUGUACUAUGCCCAGUGUUCCCAGAAUAGGCGCCAGAGCUACAUCCAGCCUGACCAGGAUAAAGUGUUCCCUGAACAUGAACAAACAACUCGAGAUGCCAGUUAAUGUAGGCUAGGGUGCCAUGAGU